Molecule: messenger RNA, 3233 nt
Organism: Stegastes partitus (bicolor damselfish)
Lineage: Eukaryota; Metazoa; Chordata; Actinopteri; Pomacentridae
Product: alpha-1,6-mannosyl-glycoprotein 2-beta-N-acetylglucosaminyltransferase
Exons: 2
Coding region: 277-1542 (421 amino acids)
Biological process (GO): oligosaccharide biosynthetic process; protein N-linked glycosylation
Cellular component (GO): Golgi membrane; Golgi stack
Molecular function (GO): alpha-1,6-mannosylglycoprotein 2-beta-N-acetylglucosaminyltransferase activity
Source: RefSeq, a predicted model, not a curated record
GCUGGAUGGUCCACGUCAGCAGUCAAUAAGUCGGAGCUCAGAUGUAUCUCAGUCUGAUCAUCUCUUCCUGGUUGGGAGCCUGUUGACACAUCGCACCUACUUGUUGUGCCAGAAAAAAAAAAAAAACUUUUCUACCAAAUGACACGGAUUUCUGGUGGAAACGAGGGGAAAUAAAAGCAGCCGUUCAAAGCCGAAAAGAAGCCAAAGUCUCCGGACGGUUACGAUGAAGACGCGCGUAAUAAGGUGAAUGAACGCGGAGUCUGCUUCUGACAAAAAAUGAGGUUUCGGCUGCUCAAGCGGAAUCUGCUCGCUCUGCUGGGAGUUUCCUUCGUGGUUGUGACUCUCUUGUUUUCAACACGUGUGUUGAUAGUUUCUGAGGAGGUUGGUGGAGGAGACACGAGCGGAUCGGGCCCGCGGGGGCACCGGCCCGUGCGCUCCGACGGACCGGUGAGGUUCAACUUUGGCUCGCAGUCAGAGCUCACUCAGUCCGUCUACAGUGCCAAUUACAGGCAGUGCGUCCACAAUGCCGACAAGUUCCCAGGAGAGCCUCAGCUGGUGCUGGUGGUGCAGGUCCACAACAGGCCCGAGUACCUGAAACUGCUCAUCAAGUCUCUGGAGAAAGCUGCAGAGGUGCACAGCUUCCUGCUCAUCUUCAGCCAUGACUACUUUUCAGAGGAAAUCAACACAAUUGUGCAAGGGAUACGUUUCUGCAAGGUACUGCAGAUUUAUUUCCCCUUCAGCACUCAGCUGUAUCCCAGUGAGUUUCCUGGGCAGGAUCCACGAGACUGCCCUCGAGACAUGUCCAAGGUCGACGCUCUGAAAACAGGAUGCCUCAACGCUGCACACCCCGACUCCUAUGGACACUACAGGGAGGCCUUCAUCACUCAGACCAAACACCACUGGUGGUGGAAGCUGCACUUUGUGUUCGAGCGAGUCCAGGCCAUGCAGGGCUACAGCGGCUUUGCAGUGUUUCUGGAGGAGGACAACUACAUCUUACCAGACUUUUCCCAUUUUUAUAAAUCAAUGAUAGAGCUCAGGAAGAGCCGCUGCUCAGACUGCGACCUGCUCGCUCUGGGGAACCACAACGGCGUGACUGAUUUUAGCAGACUGACCAAUAAGGUGUUGACCACUGGGUGGAUGUCCACUAAACACAACAUCGGCAUGGCCAUCUCCAGGGAGGUCUACUACAAGCUGAUGGGCUGCAGCAACGACUACUGCACCUACGACGACUACAACUGGGACUGGACUGUGCAGCACCUCUCAGGAACCUGCAUAGCGAAGCCCCUCAAGGUUCUGGCAGCGCAGGGCUCCAGGGUUCUCCACACCGGGGACUGUGGGCUUCACCAGAAGGAGAACUGCAGGCCAGAAUGGGCCUCGCAGAAGGUUGAGGAGAGCCUUCAGACGGCCAAGGAGGGCCUCUUUCCUUCAUCUCUUGUCCUUACCGGUGUAGAAUCAGCGGAGCACAAAGCGCACAUGAAGAACGGAGGAUGGGGAGACAUUCGAGAUCACAUUCUAUGCAAAAACUACGCCAAACGUCUUUGAACUGUGCCUAAGAUAUUCUGCAGAUGUGCCAUCUUAAAGGACUUUUCAGGGGCUGUAAUGUUUUUUGAUUUUCUUUCUCUCUUCCAAGAAAUGGAAUCAAAUCAAAUCUAAGAAUAUUGAACUUUGUGUUCAAAUCUUUUGUUGUUCAUUCACCAAAGCUGCACUUGUGCCAAAUCCUUUUUUCUUGAUUUCACUGUUGUGUUUAAUGCGUACAAGCUCGGUCAUGCUGUUCAAACUUCAUGCCUCCAGCUUUGUGUAUCUCUGGGUGUCCUACAAACCAAAACAGUAGAUUAGAUUUAUUGCACAGUGAUUAAUGUGCUAACCAUAUCAAGACUGUGCAUGUACACAUGAUUUGCAGUUCUGUGUGCAAAUAUAUUUGCGUGACUGGGAACAAUGCACAUCAUGUUUUCUCUGUGUGCUUUUUAUGGUACGGUUUUUAAGUGUGACAACAAAAAGGCACAUGUACUGUACAGACUCUUAUGUUUAAUCAAAGUGUGUGUGACAAUCUUCAAUAUCAUGGGAAAGUUGUAGUUUAUACAACAGCUCUUUCUUUUCAAAUUGACCAUUGAAUUCAGUGAUUUUGACAUUUUUUUUCUUGUAAUGGACUGAUGUAACAUUCAGUUUCUGUCUGUUUGUAACCAGGGUUUUUUUUUUUCCUGAGGAAUUGUGGCCAGACACCACUUAUUUAAUCGGUCUGGUUGUGAAAAAACAUGAGCUGAAUUGAUUUUUUUCUUUGAGGUGAGAGGGGAUGAGUGUAUAUUUGCUUUCAAAUAGGCAAAAAAGUGACCUUUUGGAACCAAGAUUUCCGCUGUACAAACAUCUGUGAUGCUGCCUUUCUAGAUCUGCACCUUUUUUUUGUGAGCAAAACUGACUUUGGGAUGUGACAUCUGAGAACAGAAUGAACCUGCUUGUGAACCUGAGAUUUUUUUUUUUUUUUAAAGGGAAAGAAAAGUUUCCUUUUAUCCUUUUAUUGUUCAAGUUGCCUUGUUGCAGUGUGAAACAAAAUCAAUUAAUAGAAGCAUAAUGAUGCUUUUAGUGCCUUUAAUCUGACCAAAAGUGCCUUCUUGUUGAAACAUAAGACAUUUCAAAGGUACACUGAUACCAUUGUCAUUGACAAAGUAUGUUUAAGAUAUUUUUUCCAAAGCCGGGAACUUGUACUUGUCCUGUGAGAUUUUUUUAUGCCGGUGUCUUUAUUUGUUAGAUUUUGAGGGAAAAUGAAAUUUCAAUUUUGAUUUCAAAAAUAUCUUUACUAUGAAAAGUUUUUGCAACACAGGCAUUCUUAACAUGUGUCUGCCUACAAAUAUCUGGUUUAACCUGAUACUGGUGCACCUCAAUGUGCCUUAGGGAGAUUCCCGAUGUACAGUAUGCAAUGAAUGUGAUAAUAAAGUAAAUUCUAUUUUUUUGUUGAAAAGCACAAUCAGUUCUUAAACAACACGGCAAAGAUGACCUGACAUACAAAGAUGUACUUUGUAAAUAUGGACUUUAUCUGGUGUGUUUGUGUUUGUGUGUGUGUGUGAAUGUGGGUUGUUUGGCAAUUUCUUAGUUAUUGACAAUGAGACCAACCAUUUUUUUGUCUUUUUUUUGGGGGGGGGGGAUUGUUUUCUUGUUUCUUUCUGAUCAUCACUUGAAGUGGCUGUCCAUCGUUCACUCUAAUGUUUGCCAAAUGGAAAAAUAAAAAGAAGUUGAAUUUC